AGCUUAUACCAUUUCUAAAUACGGGAUGUCCAUGUGCGUCUUGGGAAUGGCAGAAGAAUUUAGAGGAGAAGUUGCUGUCAAUGCUUUAUGGCCUAAAACAGCCAUACAUACAGCUGCUAUGGAUAUGCUGGGAGGAGCUGGAAUAGAAAAACAGUGCAGGAAAACAGAUAUCCUGGCAGAUGCUGCAUACUGCAUUUUAACAAAACCAAAAAGUUUCACUGGAAAUUUCAUUAUUGAUGAAGUUCUGCUGCGAGAAGAGGGAGUUAAGGAUUUUGAUGUCUAUGCAAUUGCACCAGGUCACCCUCUGAUACCUGACUUCUUCUUGGAUGUUGAGAUUGACACUACAGCUGUGAAACAAAAAGGAUAUGGUGCUGCCCAAGCAUUGAAAGAGGAGAAGACAGAAUCUGCUCCAGCCAAGCCAUCCGGGCCUGUUGCAGAAACAUUCAGAGUUAUUCAGGGGGCCAUGACGGAAGAGAACGUGAGAAGUACUCAGGGCGUCUUUCAGUUUGAAUUAUCUGGUGACGGUGGAGGCACGUGGUAUAUCGACCUGAAGAACAAGGGUGGGAGCACUGGCUUUGGAAAGCCUCCUGGGACAGCUGAUGUGGUUAUGAGCAUGUCGAGUGCUGACUUUGUGAAAAUGUUCACAGGUGAGGGACAAAGGCCUCUGUCAGACCGGUGCCCAGAAAACCUUCUGCUGAUGGGGGAGGAGACUGGCAUCUCGCUUUCUGCUCUGGGAUGGAGGAGCUUUCAGCUUUUUGUGGCUCAGGAGAAAGUACAGGCCAGAAGUGCUUGCAUUUUUCUGGACUCCUGUGUUUUGUGAACAGGAAGAGAACAAAAGGUUACUCUUCUUUUAUUAACCAGGUAUUGACAUUUUAGCAGCCAGCGUAGCUUCAGAAAGAAUCCAGUCAAUGUGUUGUAUUUGUGUUCUGCACAGCUCUACGCAGUGUUUCCUAACUGUGCACUGCUUUUACAGGAGAACUUGGUAGGAAAAUAACCUGAUUUCUUUCAUCUCCCCUGAGACAUCUGAGUUAUAGGGUCUUUUCUCCAUUAAAAUCAGUCAUAAUCUAAUAAUUUCCCUAAGUAAUAGGAUACAACUGGCCCUCUUACAGAGUGUUUUCUGGCUCCAGAAAAGGUAGGUAUUGGUGAAGUUCUGUUGGACAAGAGGCAGUAUCAGAACUUUCACAAUGUUAAAUUGCUACACUUCUUUGUAAGUGCGAUUUUCGCAUUUAUCACUAUUCGAAACAGUUCUGAACCUUCUUUAGCAAGCUUCAAAAUGAAGUCAGAAGAGAACAGAUUAUUCAUGAGAAAAGAAGUUAUCCAUUAAGUUAAUCAUUAUAAUCAAGACCUCAAAAUACUUCUACAAAUGAACUGGAAAAGUAAAUUCUAUUUUAUUUAAUCAGCCUCAUCAUUUUCAGCAAAGGGCUUUAAUAUUGUGAAAUAUAGAUAGAUAGAUAAAUACAUUGUUAGACUGAGAGAUUUUAAUUGUAUGUGAUUUAAUUGCAGUGUCUGAUUUUUACCACAUGGAUAAAACUAUGAAGUAUAUUCCAAAGCAGAAUUUCUAAAGAACUUGAAGAUCUUACUCUAAAGAUAUUACUGUUUCCUCUGCACAGCCUGUAUCCAGGUCCUUUCCAUUUUCUAAUGAAUUUUCUAAUGAUUCCUUUUCUCUUUUUAGAUAAGCUAAAGCCAUUCAUGGCUUUCAUGUCAUGAAAUUCUAGUGUUAAUGGUGACACAGUUCUACCGUCAAGUCUGCCACAGAUAAAUUUUGAACACUAGCAGAAAUACUGGCCUUUCAUAUAUGACUACAAUGCUUUUUUAAAGUGCCAGUUGUCAUUUCUUUUUGAUGGAGUAUAAGUAUUCAAUAGAUUUUAUAAUUUUUAGAGAAGUUACAACUCAGUCUGAAUAUAAUAUCCAACAGCGAACAUUUUUAAUAACUUGCUGUAAUGAUUAAAAUAAAAACUAUGUCCCAAAAUCCUGAUGUUUCAAGCUUAUAGGAACUGACCACUCCUAUCAGAUGUUAUUAAAAAAGGCGGAUGAUUUCAAGCUAUUGGAAAACACAGUGUAUGUGCUUGCAUGAAAAAUAUGGCUACACAUAUUUUAUUUCUUUAGGGAGCCACCUUGAAAUGCUUGAAAUACAUCUUUUGAAAUCUACUGAGUCUAGAAAACAUUUUUCAAGUGAACAUAUAUAUUCAAAGUACAUUUUCAAAUGCCACCCUGUGACACUUAAAAAACUGAGGCAGAUGAAAGAACUUGGGUAUCGGGAGCAACCUUGUUUAGUUUCAUACCUAUUUCAUAAGCAAUCCCAUGUCUUUGCAAUUUUCCUUUCUGUGCAACUUUUCUGCCAAUGAAUUUUUGUUUUUCAGGGUUACUGGGGUGGAGGGGAAAGGUGUGCAGCAUCCAGUACAGCAUUAACUGUGUCCUGGCACCUGAAGACAGAAUGUGUUUAUUUGCUUCCCUGCCUAUGUGGGUAGUUAAUGGUGCGUGUGCUUCUUGUGUAGUAAGUAAUACUGCUCUUGCAUAACAUGUUUGAUAACUGUAGUGUCAUUUGGCGAGGUACUGUGAUGCCUGUGACACCUAGAGAAAAGCGUCAUCUUCAGAAGAAAAGUGCUUUUGUUUCAGAUGGAUCCAGAGCAGCACAACCUGCCUCCAACUGGCCACUGUGUUUCUUCUCUCUCUAACAUAUCAGUAGUGGUGCUUGCAUGGUGUAGGAGUGGGAGCUCUCCAGGCUCAGAAUCUUUAGAAUAAGUGGUGUGCCUUGCCAUGGGUACUGUGGGACCCAGUGAUCCAGAGUGUUAGGGAUAUUUGAUCCUUGCAUUACAAAUUUUCAUAUUAUGCCAUUUCUGGAGUUUUCACUGUAAAAAAAAAGACAUGACUGAAAAACAAGCCAGUCCACUGUGCACUGUGAGGACAAGACCUAGAAUGGGUGCUACAGUAGAGGAAUUACUGAAGGUAUUCACAUUCUGCAGAGGAUUUUUACAUGAGGUCAAAACUGUGUUGCUUUUUAAUCCAUUGCUCACUUCACUGCUUUUGAAGCCCAUAAAAAUGAAAUGGCUAAACAAACUGUGAUUGUUUUGCUACUGUGGGUAACUGUUUUUCUGGAUGAUGGUAAAGCUACAGGUUUUCUGGGUGAUGAUAAAGGAACAGAACAGCUCCAGGACCUAUGUAAGGCACAGACACGAUCUGUUUGCUGCUGACGGUAGUGAGCAGGACUGAUGGCUCAUCCAUCACACUGGAAGGAGAUGUAAACUCAUGCCUCGUGUUCUCAAGGGCUUUGUUUCGAUGUCAUUUCUCCCACGUCUUCAGCACAGUUCCAGCUCCUCCGGCGGAGUUUAGAGAGGCGCCGGGACCGACGGAGCGGCCGCUGCCAGCAGAGGGAGCAGGCAGCCCACUGCAGAGCGUUGCCUUUGGACACCCAGCGCUUCCGAGUGCUGCCAGCGUUGCGCAGGCAUCCUAAAGGACCAAACUCGCCAAAGUGCAGCAAUAUCUUUUCUGCCCAAAGCAGGGGUCAAGUGUGGGAUAGGGUAGGAUGCGCAGAUUUGCGGCAGCAUCAAAAUCUGCGUCUGUGCCUUGCAGCCUCUCAUCUCCCUACCCCUGCUUUUGGUACAGUCCCCGCUCCAGAAGGGAGAGGGUGUACUUCUAGGUGACAGAGCACUAGGACUUGUCAUUCUUAUCUCUCCCACUAAAAUAAUCAGCGAGGGUGUAAUGCUUUGUUGUCAGGGACAGCCUUGGUUUGCAAGAAUAUUGGCCUGGAUGCUUAAAACUUUGACAAAAAUUAAACCCACUGAAUCUCAGUCCAUAUAAUGGAGUGUUGCUUAAUCUUAGUUCUGUGCAGCAUUCUAUCCUGGAACAAGAUGUUGCUUUAUAUAACAAAGCUAAGCUUUAACUAACUAAAUAUAAUUAGCUCAAGCAAUAAUACAUAGAGUCAGUAUUUUUUACUGUGGGGGACUAUAGCUCUGCUUCCCUCUGUUUCCAUAAGGGGCUAAGACCUUGCCAACUGUAUAAUAACUGUAUCAUCACACCUCUUGAGGCAGGUUUACCUGCACAGAGUUUUAUCAGUGAGGUCCACACAUCAAGUUGGAGUUACCAUAAGGAAAAUAAAUGGAAAGAGAAGGAGGUGCCUGACCAGUAGCCAGCCAAGAAGUGAAGCAAUGUGGCCCCAAGAAGAGUGUCCUUUCCAGAGCCUGCUAGCAGUAAGGAUGAGGAAGAUGUCUAUAGUUAUUCUUUUCAGGCUUUUUCCUCUUUUAACUCUGUGCUUGGUAUUAGGACCUAGCCAAGCUACCUCUGGGUUGUUCCUGUAUGUGAUGCUGUCAGUGCUGACGAGAUCACAUUUAAUCAGUCACAGGUGGUGCAUGUCAGUCACUCCACUUUGAGCAUAUUUAUGGCUGGUAAUACUUAUUGAAUAUUUACCUGAUUAUUAUAUACUUUUCUAUUUGCUAACUCUUAUUUUUCCCCUAACGUAACCUAAAGUUACAAACCAGAUAUGAAACACAGGGGAAAGAAAUGGUGGAUUCUCAGAUUAUCAGCAGUUGCUUUCUAUGAGAACCUAUUAGAAUACUGAGGUUUGCAAGUGGAAGGCCAUGAGGAUAAUAUCACAAAAGCAAUAGCACAGGAAGGAGAAGGGAAAAAGAUUGACACAGCAAUUCAGGUGGAAGGCUGCAGGGCUGGAAGUGAAAGGCAAACUAUGAAGGGUGCAUGGGAGACCCUUGGUGCAAAGGUGAAGGCACUUAUAUUUGUCUUUAUGCAGCAAUUGAUGUGUCUGGUGUUUGCUGCUCAGUGCUAAAGGAGUGUUUAUGCAAUGAAAUUGUGAUCACAAGGUUGGUCUCAGAGGCCACAUUAGAACUUCAUAACCAAGGCAGCAGGAAAGUGCACACAGUGUUUCUGCAUGGCUCAAGCUCUAUGGUUAAGCUCAAGUUCUAUGAUUAAGCUCACCAGAAAGUGAAGCAAGAAAGAAAAAGUAUGUUCUGUUAAAUUUCUUGAAUGGUGUGAAUAGUGAUUUUAGGCUUAUUUCCCUGUUCUCACUCUCUCCCACUGAUAGGAAUCACACGGCAUGAGCAACAACUCUGAAAACAUACCUUUCAAUCCAUGGUUAAAGCUUUAGCAGGGUGAGGGAUAAAUAUUAUAUCAUCAUUAUCUUCAGUCGUUAUCUUUGUCCUAAUGGACUGUGAGUAUGUGUGAGAUGUGGUAUUGGGUGAAUAAACAACACAAAAUCAG
Lepidothrix coronata (blue-crowned manakin) is the source of this 5208-nucleotide messenger RNA. Its product is annotated as hydroxysteroid dehydrogenase-like protein 2. Lineage: Eukaryota; Metazoa; Chordata; Aves; Passeriformes; Pipridae. The coding region runs from base 26 to 820 and encodes 264 amino acids. Gene Ontology annotation, cellular component: mitochondrion. The record is from RefSeq and is a predicted model, not a curated record. The transcript is spliced from 5 exons.